Frankliniella occidentalis (western flower thrips) is the source of this 1519-nucleotide messenger RNA. RefSeq lists its product as uncharacterized. Bases 704 to 1486 code for a protein of 260 amino acids. Lineage: Eukaryota; Metazoa; Arthropoda; Insecta; Thysanoptera; Thripidae. The transcript is spliced from 4 exons. The record is from RefSeq and is a predicted model, not a curated record.
GAGGAGGAGAGGCCCGGGCCGCAUAAAGAGCCGAGUCCCGCCGGCCACCACCACAGUGCCACAGCAGACACCAUGUCGCAGCGACAGUGGCGCAUCCGAAACCCCGAGGCCAGGGCGCCAGGUGGCGAUCCCGACGCCCCAGGCCAAACCUGGGAGGGGUACCCCUUGGAGGUGCGGGACGGGCCGGACGAACCGUGGCGGCCGGCUGAUGACGACAGCGAUCCGGAGGGGCCCAUCGCUGGGCGCGUCUUCCGCGCCAUCGCUCCAGGGGCGCUACCCCAAACCUACUUGCUGGAGCCCGCGGCAUUCGACGGGCUGGGGGCCCUGCUCGCCACAGCCGCAAUGUCGCCGCUCCGCGCGUCCCAGACCGAAAACCGCGGGGAGGAGGCCCGCGCCCCCCCGCCGCGCCCGCGACGGCGCCGGGCGGCGCGGCCGCAGGCUCGGCCACUCGACUCCGAGGGGGAGGAAGAAGACACUGCAGCCGCCGUCCCCCGCCGGGGGAUGCGCAUGUAGCCCCAGCAAUAUCUGUAACAAGGAAGCAUAUCAAUAAAGAGUUGCCAAAGCACGCGCCUGUACGUCAUUGUAAACAACACCCGAACGCAGCCUCCCAACCCAGCCAGUGGUGGGGGUCAGCACCAUAAAGGCCGGCGCCGGCGGCCAGCUCGGCCACUCUUCAACAGCCAGCCCACCCCUUCGUGUCGCCAUGUUCAGCACCAUGUGGCACGUCCUCCGGUCCGGCAACGUCGUGGUGUUCCACAACGACUGCCCAGGCGUGUGGGCCGACCGGGGGCACGUGCUGCUCCAGAUCUGGGACCCGGCGACCGGGGGGUGGGCCAACCCCACCGACGCGCUGGUGGCAGCGGCGCGUCCCGCCGUGGGGCCCCCGAGCCCUGGGGGGGGCACCGCACAACAGCCGGAGGAGAGCUCCAGCGAGGACGAGGUCGGCCCGUCGCAGCUCCACCCCACCCCCGACCGACGCUGGGCCGUGGCAGGGCCUAGCGUCACUCCGACGGGACCCGGCCUCGCCCCGGGCGCGGCGCCGACGCCCCCGCGAGUCUUGCGUAGCAUCAGCGAGGAGGAGGCCUGUAAGCUCCAGAGAACGAGGUACAGUACAGGGCCAAGGAGAAAACUAACAUGUCCAUUGUUUACAGUGCUGGACAGCCCAGGUCAGGCCGACCCCUUGUAUCUAGGCAACCCGUGGGGGUGUCGCCGGUGCCCCACCAUCCGCCAGCUAUGCGCCUCUUGCGAGGCCCUCGCCAGGGAGGAGUACGUGGCGGAGCAGGCCGCGGCGGCGGCCUACCUGCUCCAGAAAACCAAUGAGGCCAACGAGCUGGCGGCCGCCUACGAAGAGGCCCGGGCCGCCCGCCAGCUGGCCGAGGAAGCCGAGGUAGCCGCGGAGGAGGCCGCCGCCAACGCGUACCUGGACGCCCAGGACGCCGCCGCCCGUCUAGACGGACUUGACUCCAGUCACCGUAGUCAGCCUUGAAGAAACCUUGACCUUGACCAGGACCUGCAAACC